AUGUCGCAGCAACAACCCAUCGGUCAGUCACUAAGCCGCUCUGUUACACUCGCGCCUCCCCGCGCCUACCCCGCGUUUCCCGUUCGUUGGGACCCAUUCUCGUUAACCGGCGUACUAACCCCACACGUGUUCCCUCCCUCUUGCAUCGCCUCGAUCGACCUCCUGCCGCCGCCAUCGCCUACAUUCACGCCAAAACAGCCCUUCUGUCGGUCUACGACAAGACCGGUCUCUUGCCCUUCGCCCAGGGCCUCGUGGCGAAUGGCGUCAAGCUUUUGGGUUCGGGAGGAACCGCCAAGGCGAUUCGCGGAGCUGGUAUGGAAAUUGGGUGAGUUGACCAGUGGACCUUAACCAACGAUGGAAGAGUGUCUAUUGACUACUUUAUGGACCCCGCCAAUUUUUAGCGACGUGUCUGACAUCACCGGCGCUCCCGAGAUGCUCGGAGGUCGCGUAAAGACCCUUCACCCCGCCGUUCACGGAGGUCAGUUGCGGGAAUAUGACUGCUGUAAAGAUCGCAUUCAAGUAAUCGCAUCUUCUUUCCUCGCAGGUAUCCUCGCGCGCAACAUUCCUUCCGACACCGCCGAUCUCGAGGCACAAAAGAUCGCCCCUAUCUCGGUCGUGGUCUGCAACCUCUACCCCUUCAAUGAGACCAUCGCCAAAAUUCCGCCUCCUUCGAUUGCCGAGGCAGUCGAGGAGGUCGAUAUUGGAGGUGUGACUCUUCUCCGAGCUGCAGCCAAGAACCACGACCGAGUGGUCAUCCUGUCCGAUCCCAAGGACUACGACGAGUUCCUCGCCCAGUGGAAGCAGGGCAACGGCUCUGUCACGGAGGACUUCCGGAGGAGGAUGGCGGUCAAGGCUAGUCCUUGCAAAGUCCCUGCUAGAAUGAUCUACCCGAUGUCACUAACCACUAUCCGAUCUGAAUACGCAGGCCUUCACCCACACGUCGCAAUAUGACACGGCCAUCUCCAACUACUUCCGCCGCCAAUACGCUUCCGCCGACGGCAUCGCCUCUGCUUCGCCCGAGGACAAGGCUUUGCUCACUGAGCGAGCCCAACAACUCACUUUGCGCUACGGUGCGAAUCCCCACCAAAAGCCUGCCCAGGCCUACGUUCAGGAGGGCACGCUCCCCUUCUCGGUCCUUUCGGGCUCGCCCGGCUACAUCAACUUGCUCGAUGCACUCGGAUCGUACGCUCUCGUUGCUGAACUCUCGAGGGCCUUCGAGCCUGCCAAGGCCGCUGCUGCUUCGUUUAAGCACGUCUCGCCCGCAGGUGCCGCCGUCGAGUCCAAGUUGUCCGACGAGGAGAUCAAGGUCUUUGACGUCGCUGGAGUCGGAGAGCUGUCCCCCAUCGCCUCGGCCUACGCCCGUGCUCGUGGUGCCGAUCGCAUGUGCUCAUUCGGCGACUUUAUCGCCCUCUCCCACACCUGCGACGUCCCGACGGCCAAAAUCAUCUCGCGAGAAGUCUCGGACGGUAUCAUUGCGCCUGGAUACGAGCCCGCCGCGCUUGAGAUCUUGAAGAAGAAGAAGGGCGGCAAAUACUGCGUGUUGCAGGUGAGCGCAUUCGAGAGGUAUACAGUCGGUGAAGGAUUGGAGACUAUCUGACUGAGACGUUGCUGUAUCUUCUCCGAUCAGAUGGAUCUCGCGUACGAGCCUGGAUUGACCGAAACCCGUCAGGUCUACGGCAUCUCGCUCGAGCAACGCCGAAACGACGCCAAGAUUUCGGCCGAGACCUUCACCAACAUCGUCUCCAAGAACAAGCAGGUGAGAACUCCUAUCGUUGAGAGUGUGUAUGAGCAUACUGUCCCACCCAUUCUGACACUCGCCUCCCUUCAGAUCUCGAGUGAGGCUCUCACCGACUUGAUUGUCGCCACGAUCUCGCUCAAGUACACGCAAUCCAACUCGGUCUGCUUCGCCUACCGAGGUGGAACGAUCGGUAUCGGCGCCGGUCAACAAUCGCGCAUUCACUGCACGCGCUUGGCAGGCUUCAAGGCCGACGCAUGGUGGUUGCGUCACCACCCUCGCGUCCUCGCUCUCGAAUGGCGAAGCGGCAUCAAGCGCGCCGACCGCGCCAACGGUACCGACGUCUUCGUUACGGGUGAGAUCUUUGAUGCUCCCGCCGGUGGUUCCGAGCGCAAAGAAUGGGAGGGUCUCUUUGCCGAGGGCAAGGCCCCUUCGCCUUUGACGACGGAGGAGAAGGCCGAAUGGUUCACCGAGAUCAAGGGUCGCGUCUCGUUGGCGAGUGAUGCCUUCUUCCCCUUCCCCGACAACGUUUGGCGAGCGACCCGAUCCGGCGUCGGGUACUUUGCUGCCCCUGGGGGAUCGGUGAUGGACUCCAAGGUCAUUGAGACCGCCGAUGGGGACCAGGCGGUUUACGUCAUGACGGACUUGCGGUGAGUUGUUACUCCCCGUUUGGCGUGUGAACGCGCAGCGCUGACAGGUCUCUUCCAUCUUUUCUCGAUCAGCCUGUUCACUCAUUAA
Messenger RNA from Microbotryum saponariae, 2473 nucleotides. The record is from the annotation of a GenBank genome assembly. NCBI's taxonomy places the organism in Eukaryota, Fungi, Basidiomycota, Microbotryomycetes, Microbotryales, Microbotryaceae.